AGCAUCCAGGAAUUAUCAGUAAAAUAGUGGGACUAUUUAGCGUCGGCGGCAGGAUAUUUGUUCUAAAAUCCCUGCCUGCGCUACCUUCUUUUUUUCCUUCGGUGGAGGCCAUGAUGGGAGCCUGAGCUCAGCUGCAGCGAGAGCAGCGACAAAAAAGAAGAUGAUUCCCCGGGACGGACCUGUCAAGCCAAUCCUUGCACUGUAGUUGUAUUUGUAUAGUCUAUAUACAUUUAAGGUGGAGCCUGUCACUUUCUUUCGGAUGUGUUCCUGGCAAUCAGUCGAUGACAAUGUUGAAUCGUUAGGAGGCUUUCGGAUCGAAAAAGGGGGUAGCAUUAGCUAUUGUUGCUAGCUAGCUGCUAGCUAGCUGUUAGCUAGCUUGCUAGCUCCGUCCGAGUGACUGGAUACGGGUUUUGGGAACCGGCUAGUUCCCCAUCCUCCCGCUGUCGAGGCUUCAUACUGGACCUGGUCUGACAUGUAGAGGGAUUUUCCGGAGGACUGCUGCAUGUGUUUUGUACGGAGCUGCGAGACGAAUCCAAGGAUUGGGAAAGUCGGGCCUGCACGGGGGAGCGGAGCACGGCCCGUCUUUAUGAUCCACAGGAAACCUUUCUAAUCCUAUCGACUGCCACUGCUAGCGCUGCUGGCUAACUCACUGCGAGGACCUGCAAAAAUCACACAGCAGUGAGCCAAACUACACUCUGCGACACACUCAUACAAACUAUAAAGCUUAGAAAGAACUGUUUUUACAAUUAAACCCAUAAACUAUUGCAACAAUGGCUGCGAUUAUAAAAGAAAUGGUCAGCCGCAACAAAAGGAGAUAUCAGGAGGACGGCUUCGACCUGGACUUGACAUAUAUCUAUCCCAACAUUAUUGCAAUGGGGUUCCCAGCAGAGAGGCUCGAAGGGGUGUACAGAAAUAAUAUAGACGAUGUGGUUAGGUUUCUCGACUCGAAGCAUAAAAACCAUUACAAAAUCUACAACCUCUGCGCAGAAAGACACUACGAUGCUGCCAAAUUUAACUGCAGAGUUGCACAGUACCCGUUUGAAGACCACAACCCUCCUCAGCUGGAGCUAAUCAAGCCGUUCUGUGAAGACCUGGACCAGUGGCUCAGCGAGGACGACAAUCACGUGGCGGCCAUCCACUGUAAAGCGGGCAAAGGUCGCACGGGGGUCAUGAUCUGCGCCUACCUGCUGCACCGCGGCAAGUUCGUUGAGGCCCAGGAAGCACUCGACUUCUAUGGAGAAGUCAGGACAAGGGACAAGAAGGGAGUCACAAUCCCCAGCCAACGGCGCUACGUUCACUACUACAACUACCUACUGAAGAACCAGCUGGAGUACAAGCCAGUGGCCCUGCUCUUCCACAAAAUGGUGUUUGAGACUCUCCCCAUGUUCAGCGGGGGCACCUGCAGGGACAGUACCGUAAAAAACAGGAGCGAGCCGACCCCUCAGGGCUUCAAGAAAGGGAAUUGGCACUGGGACCCCCAGUUCGUGGUGUACCAGUUGAAGGUGAAGAUCCAUACGUCGAACCCUGCUCACACGCGGCGCGAGGACAAGCACAUGUACUUUGAGUUCCCUCAGCCGCUGCCCGUCUGCGGAGACAUCAAGGUGGAGUUCUUCCAUAAGCAGAAUAAGAUGAUGAAGAAGGACAAAAUGUUUCACUUCUGGGUGAACACAUUCUUCAUCCCUGGUCCAGACGAGGAGAAGAAGCGCGAGGAGAACGGGACGGUGGUGAGCGACAUGGACUGUCAGCAGCAACAGCCUCCACCGGGCCCACCAAGCAACGCUGAGCGCAGGGACAGCACCAGAGACGGAGACAAGGAGCGUGUCUGGGACAGGGACAAAGACAGGGACAGGGACAAAGAGAGGGAGAAGGAGCGCGUGUGGGACAGGGAGAAGGAGAGGGAAAAGGAGCGCGACAGGGACCGGGACUACCUCAUCCUGACGCUAACCAAGAACGACCUGGACAAGGCAAACAAGGAUAAAGCUAACCGCUACUUCUCUCCAAACUUCAAGGUGAAGUUGUACUUUACAAAAACGGUGGAGGAGCCCACGAAUUCAGAGGCGAGCACUUCGACAUCAGUCACCCCGGACGUUAGCGACAAUGAGCCAGACCAUUACAGAUACUCUGACACCACUGACUCUGAUCCGGAAAAUGAACCUUUUGAUGAAGAGCACCACACACAGAUAACCAAAGUGUGAACUCUUUUACACAACAGGAAGAAGAAACGAUCCACCGAAAAAAGGAGAAAACUUGAAUAUAAACUCUUCCCUCCCCCAGGCGGCAAUAGAAAAUCAUCAUGUCAAAUGCCAACUUUAGGGAAAAAAGAGAAAUAUCUCGACCAAUAUAUUUUUUAUUUUCCUUUUUUUUCUUUGGCACGGCCAUGUACCAUGUGCGAGGUAUUGACACUGUUGCCCCAUGGAAAAGGUGCUGUAGCUUAAAUGUGUUUAUAUAUAUAUACAUACACAUAUGUAUAUACAUAUAUACAUGCAUAUAUAAACAAACUUUUGUGUCAAAGACAAUGGAAAGAGUACCACAAUCAGGAGACGGGAGUUGAAGUGUGGGAGAAGUUGUAAUGAUGUACUAGGACUAUGCUGCUCCUUCUCCUGUCUAAACCAAGGCCAGUGCUGCAAGUCACUUUGUUUCACUCCUCUCUCCUCCCCUCCCUCUCUCCUCCUCUUUUACUCUCCUCCCUCCAUCCUCCUCCUUUACUGUGAAUGCUUCUUGUGCUCUUUGCAGGCUGUCUCACGUGACUUUUGGCCUUUGUGCAGUGCAAACUGCAUGCGGGCAGUGGGUUGGGGGUGGGCGGGGUUAUGAAGAGGCUGUGAUGAUGUCUAAAGCAUUGCCAUUCCUAUCCCCACUGUGUUUAAAUUAUGCAGGCUACCCAUGUAAUUGUCAAUGUUUUUUUUAUCAUAAAAUAAUAAAAAUAUAAUACACAAAACAGCAGGGAGACAAGUGUUUGCAAUAAUGUCAACACUACAUUUAAAGGACAAUGGUGAUUUGCAUGUACUGGAAUUGGCGUCCAUCCCUAAUAAAUGUAUGCAAAGUUGUCUUUUCUUAA
Molecule: messenger RNA, 3055 nt
Organism: Periophthalmus magnuspinnatus
Lineage: Eukaryota; Metazoa; Chordata; Actinopteri; Gobiiformes; Gobiidae
Gene: ptena
Product: phosphatase and tensin homolog A
Exons: 10
Coding region: 771-2195 (474 amino acids)
Biological process (GO): cell motility; negative regulation of cell population proliferation; phosphatidylinositol 3-kinase/protein kinase B signal transduction
Cellular component (GO): nucleus; cytosol; plasma membrane
Molecular function (GO): inositol-1,3,4,5-tetrakisphosphate 3-phosphatase activity; phosphatidylinositol-3,4,5-trisphosphate 3-phosphatase activity; protein tyrosine phosphatase activity
Source: RefSeq, a predicted model, not a curated record